This is a messenger RNA of Fusarium redolens, 1161 nucleotides long. RefSeq lists its product as uncharacterized. The coding region runs from base 1 to 1161 and encodes 386 amino acids. Gene Ontology annotation, biological process: regulation of DNA-templated transcription. The transcript has 2 exons. The record is from RefSeq and is a predicted model, not a curated record. Lineage: Eukaryota; Fungi; Ascomycota; Sordariomycetes; Hypocreales; Nectriaceae. Gene Ontology annotation, molecular function: DNA-binding transcription factor activity.
AUGGCUUUGUGCAUUCAAAAUAUUCUAAACUACUCGCCGGCCUUUGACGGAAACACAUCUUCGUCCCGAGCGACCCAACCACCCAGCUUAACACCCGAGCCCUCUCUUGGAGCAUCAUGCCCACAAAGCCCGUAUACACCAACAGAUCUAUCAGGUACAGCUCCUGGGCAGGCGGUGCCUGCUAAACGGCCCUUGGAGGAUGGGACGACCGAAGACGUCAGGCCCCAGUAUCCCAAUCUGCAUCCUCUAACUGGAGUACCCAGUGGUCCUCCAUCAGCGAUGUCGGGUCCUGGUAGGUUGUACUCACAGCCAUCGAUUUCUUGUCUUGGAACGCAAGCUCCCCUCUCUAUUUUACCCCCAAUUCAUACGCCGGGCCGCCUGCAGCAACCUCUAGUACACCCCCAAGCUUCAUAUUCUCCUAACAUGCAAGCUGGUCAGCUGUUUCCCAGCCCGGGCCCCCGAAGCGAGUCUACCUCGCCAUGGUCAGAAACACUGCGAAGACAUGGGAUGGGAGGGUCCCUUUUUGGCGUUGAGGGACAGCAAGCUUUAUUGGCACUUCCGGGAAGCGAGGCACCUAUCCCUGUUCAUAUGGACUUUUCGCAGGCGUCUAAGAAAGCAGACGAGAAAAGACAGAGAAAUGCAGUGGCAUCAACCAGACAUAGAAGGAAGAAAAGGAUUAUGCAGGAAGAGAAUACAAAACAAUUACAAAAGCUUCGGAAUGAAAGGCGCAUUAUGGAAAUGUGGAUUAAGGAGUUGAUACAACAACGGGACUUCUAUCGUGGAGACCGCAACCGUUUACGAGACAUUGUCGCACAAACCCGAUUAAUCAGUGGCCAUGCUGCUGGACCUCCUAGUCCUACUAUUUCGACAACCAAUUCUUACGCUGAGACCGGGCCAUUGGCAUCAGGACCAUCUGUAUCCAUGGGUUAUGGUUACGACGCGCCAUCAUGUCCAUCCUCUGCGGCGUCCUCAGCAAGCGGCGAAAGGUUACCGCCCUUGAGAGCAAUGGAAGGCCGACCUCCUACUGGCCCACCCCCUGGGUCAGGUACGCAAGAGCAGGAUUCGCGAACUGGUCAAUGGAUUCCCGUUCGGCCUCGCGUCACGGAAACUGGAUGGGCAAUAAAGGAUACUCACCGGAGGCUUUUAUGCAAUGGAAUUUGA